UGUGACCUGUGUUCAGUAAUAUCUGUGUCUAGUUCAGUACCAGACUUGUAGUUGCUCACCUGCUGAUAAGCACAGCCUCUGUGGACACAUUAUGGGAAACUGCACUUCAAAUGCCAUGAGAAAGAAGAAAAGAAAAGGUGACUCUGCAUCAAGGGAUAAAACCAGCAAAGAUAAUGAGCCUGCUGAGGAUGUCAUGUACGCCUCCAUUGACCACAGAACUAUCCAAGAUUCAAAAACGACCAAAACUGUGUCUUAUGAUGAUUCUGACUAUGCCAUAGUCAAUGUUCCAGCAAAACUUCAACCUGAGCCUGAAUCUGAGUGCUCAUCUAAAGAUGAAUGUACAGAUGAUUAUGUACUUAUGGGGUAAAUACAGAGGUCAUUUGGACAAGAUGUGGGGUUUCCAGUUGAUCUGCUCAAGUUUGAUUCUCAAAAACAAAACUGACAAAAAAAACAACAAGUAAAUUGCAGCUGACUGAGAAAGAAAUGUUUUCCUCCACUUCUAAGGGACAUACACACAAGUGAUGUUUCUCUCUCAGCCUACAUCACGUUUCAGCCUCUUUACAGUCAACGCUCAGCCCCAAUAACAGUAUAACAGUAUAACAAUAACAGUGGCAUCUCCACACCUGAUCUCCAGAUCUGGACGUUGGUGUCCCACUAUACUGGAAGUUACACUAACGUAUAAAAAUCUAUCUAUCUAUCUAUCUAGCUAUCUAUCCGUCUAUCUAUCUAUCUAUCUAUCAUGAUUUUGCGGAUACAGGCUUGAUCUUUACCCUCUUUUUUUCUCCUCUUUGGUGCUUUCCAACUGUUUGCAUCCAUAGUGCUGCAUUAAUGCCUGUUUCUAGAUUUAAUCAUUUGUCCGAAUCUGUGUCUGUCCCUCCCUCUGAGCUUCAGCUAUGAUAUAUUUUUGUUGAAACAGAAUCAAGGCUUUGACCAGUAUCAGUUUGGCCCAAGUUAAGUUACAUCACAAAAUCCUAGCUCUAACUGUUCAAUCAAAUUGAGUGUGCAGUGCAGUGGCCUCAUUAUCAAAUGCAUCAUGAAUAAAGACAGCACAUACUUCCUCCUCGUUUUGCUACAUAAUGAUAAUAAUAAUUAAGGCUUGAGGAUUUAUGCUAGCGAGUGCCCUCCUGUACUCAGUGGUGUGCUGGGGGGGCAGCCUAAAGAAGAAGGACACUUCAUGCCUGGACAAACUAAUAAGGAAGGCAGGCUCUGUUGCAGGCACAGAACUGGACAGCCUGACAUCCAUAGCUGAGCGACGCACACUCAACAGGCUCCUGUCCAUCAUAGACAUUCCACACCAUCCACUACACAGCACCAUACACAGACAGAGGAGCAGCUUCAGUGACAGACAGACUGAGGAGAUCAUCCCUCCCCCAUGCCAUUAGACUCUUCAACCUGCAUCAUACAUGACACAUACACACACGCACACAUGUGCACGUGCAUGCACACACUCACCUUUGCACCGCGAUGACGGAACUUUCUGAUUUAUAAUUCAUUUCUUUUUCAACGUCUUUUUAUAUUUUCUAUAUUUCAUAUUAGUUUAUAUUUAGACUGUACUUUGCAUGCCUCUCAUGUUUCUAUUUUGUAACAUAUUCUUUGAGCUGCUGAACUGUGAAUUUCUCUGUGAGAUGAAUAAAGUAUCUAUCUAGCUACAGUGAGUGUACUCUCUGUGGACUGUGCUCUAUUUGUCACCAGCAGGUGGCAGAAGAGUUCCUGGUUUCUUUUUAGGUUUUA
This is a messenger RNA of Solea senegalensis (Senegalese sole), 1731 nucleotides long. RefSeq lists its product as uncharacterized. The coding region runs from base 92 to 367 and encodes 91 amino acids. Lineage: Eukaryota; Metazoa; Chordata; Actinopteri; Pleuronectiformes; Soleidae. The record is from RefSeq and is a predicted model, not a curated record. The transcript has 4 exons.